AUGAUUUAAUUGCUGGUCUGGUUCUAGAGCAUUCAGGCUUUGGAGACCAAAUGACUGUCCCGCAGGAAGAGUCACGGAGUGGGGAUGUCGGCAUGCCCCAGAGGAGAGCUGUUUCCUCUGCGAUCGCCCUGGCAGCCCUCUGUAGAGGGAGGAAGGCAGACCCUCCAGGGAGGGUCUAGGCUUAUGGGUCCCCCAGGUAUCCCACCCAGCAAGUCCCAACCCAGGCCUGAGGGAAGAAGGAGCGAGAGCACUCCACAGCCAAACCACCCCUACCCCACCACCGGAAAAAACCAACAACCCAAAACCCCAAAGGCAGGAGAAAGCCAAAUGUCUUUACGGGGAAGCAUUUCACAAAUGGGGACUCUUGGGCUGUCCAUCGCCUUGAAUGGGAGCAUUCCCGCUGAGUCACCCGGGAAGCCUCUGGUGUUGAAACUGGUCCGGUGCCUCGUGCUGAUUAAUGAAUUACAAAUCCCCCACCCAUGUGCGCUCUCCUGGCCACUGGGAGGAAGAAUGAAGAACCUUGUGAACUUGAGGGAAAAGCUUUGGGCCAAGCGCUCUCUUCUUUCUCUCGAGCUGGGCAGUGGGCCUGUGGUGCCCUCUUCCUCCCCCCAAGGGGGCAUUGUGAGCCGGUUAGUCACCUGCCCCAGCCCCGGCGCCUUAGUCCCAGCUUUUGGAAAUGGGACAGGCGGCGGGACAAUAGGCAAGGGGGGCGGUCAGCCCAGACAAAGGGCAGCAGGAAAAACACCAUCACUUGCUUCGAGGCCAGCUCGCUGGCAUUUGGGAGAAUGUGUCAUUGCAUUUACUCAGGGGGAGGGGGAAAGGGGGAAGGUUAGUGAUGAGGAGGCAGAGGUAGGGUGAGAGAAGGGACCCUGCACUGGGCAGGGGGCAGGCGCCCCAGGCCGACACCGAGGGAGAAGAAGAGCGGGCGGCUCACUGCCGGAGCCCUCGGAGUUUGCAGACGGACUGAUGCCCUCCCCGCCCCCUCCCCGAGGAGGCUCGGGGUGGUACCGCCGCAGCCUCGCCUCACCUCACCCCCCCUCGGUGUUGUGGGAGGGAGAGGAGCCCCAGAAGCCCUCCCUUCCCUCCUCCCCCCGCCUCCCCCCACCCCGGGGAGGGCCGCUACAAUUUGUGGUUACAGCUUUACACGUCAGAAAAAAAAAAAAAGUUUGCAGAAUGUCCCACACCGAAAAAAAAAAAAGAUCCGAAACCGAGCGAAAAAAACCUGCGAGUGGGCCUGGCGGAUGGGAUUAUUAAAGCUUCGCCGGAGCCGCGGCUCGCCCUCCCACUCCGCCAGCCUCCGGGAGAGGAGCCGCGCCCGCCGGCCCGGCCCCCAGCCCCAUGGACCUCCGAGCAGGGGACUCGUGGGGGAUGCUAGCGUGCCUGUGCACCGUGCUCUGGCACCUCCCUGCAGUGCCAGCCCUCAAUCGCACAGGGGACCCAGGGCCUGGCCCCUCCAUCCAGAAAACCUAUGACCUCACCCGCUACCUGGAGCACCAACUCCGCAGCUUGGCUGGGACCUACCUUAACUACCUGGGCCCCCCUUUCAACGAGCCUGAUUUCAACCCACCUCGUCUGGGGGCAGAGACUCUGCCCAGGGCCACUGUCAACUUGGAAGUGUGGCGAAGCCUCAAUGACAAACUUCGGCUGACCCAGAACUACGAGGCCUACAGCCACCUUCUGUGCUACUUGCGUGGCCUCAACCGCCAGGCCGCCACGGCCGAGCUGCGCCGCAGCCUGGCACACUUCUGCACCAGCCUCCAGGGCCUGCUGGGCAGCAUUGCGGGUGUCAUGGCAGCUCUGGGCUACCCACUGCCGCAGCCUCUGCCUGGGACUGAGCCCACCUGGUCUCCUGACCCUGCCCACAGCGACUUCCUCCAGAAGAUGGACGACUUCUGGCUGCUGAAGGAGCUGCAGACCUGGCUGUGGCGCUCAGCUAAGGACUUCAACCGGCUCAAGAAGAAGAUGCAGCCGCCAGCAGCUGCGGUCACCCUGCACCUGGAGGCCCAUGGCUUCUGAUCUCUGACCUUGACCACCUUCUCUUUCCCCUCCCCGUUCAAGCCCUGCUCCCACUCUGGGAGGGAGAAACCUGUAUGCCAACACUUGUUGAGCCAGGAGACAGAAGCCAUGAGCCUCUGGCCCUUCCAGGACUUGGAGGAGGGUGUGAUGCAAUAAGGCCUGUCCCCUCCCUGCUUCCCAAAGUCCUACAGGUCAGGGGAAGAGGUGCAAUAGGCCCCAUCCCAUUUCCACAGGAAGUAAUGCUCAAGGGAGCCCGAAGUGGUUCAAGUUGGUGCAAAGGCUCUCAUGGCUUCCUGCUUCCUGUCCACCACUUGCCAGUGCCCACCUAGCCCCUCAAGUGGCACUUCUAGGAAGCAAGCAGGGAGGGGGGCCACCACAGCACAUGUCUUUCUGGGGUGAAGCCCUUUGGCUGCCCCACUCUCUGUAGAUGGGUGUUGCUCCCCUACCCCCAAAUAACGCAAUACAUCCAAUUCAGGAAACAAACAUGGUGGCAAGUCCAAACAGGAGGGGAUUGGAUUGAAAAUGGAAGAGGUGGGGUCUGCAUUGGAGGUAAUACUGACAGCAGAGGCGCAGGGACAGACUGGAACCAGGGGUCACCAAGGCAAUCGGCCCAGGGCGGCAACCCAAAGAAGCUUGCCUCGAAUUUAGUGCCGGCAUCAUGGUGCCUCCUCUUUGCCCCCUUCCCAGGGUAUCUGUGGGUUGCCCAGGCUGGGGAGGGCAACCAUAGCCACAGCCACAGGAUUUCCUGAAAGUUUACAUUGCAGUAGCAUUUUGGGGUGCACGGGGCAGCUCCCCCAGGCCCUGCCCCCCAGCCCCACCCACUCAUGACUCUAAGUUUGUUGUAUUAAUAUUUAUUUAUUUGGAGAUGUUAUUUAUUAGAUGAUAUUUAUUGCAGAAUUUCUAUUCUUGUAUUAACAAAUAAAAUGCUUGCCCCAGAACUGCAUCUCUUUGC
This is a messenger RNA of Ceratotherium simum simum (southern white rhinoceros), 2968 nucleotides long. RefSeq names its product cardiotrophin like cytokine factor 1 (gene CLCF1). Gene Ontology annotation, cellular component: CRLF-CLCF1 complex; CNTFR-CLCF1 complex; extracellular region. The record is from RefSeq and is a predicted model, not a curated record. Lineage: Eukaryota; Metazoa; Chordata; Mammalia; Perissodactyla; Rhinocerotidae. Gene Ontology annotation, biological process: cell surface receptor signaling pathway via JAK-STAT; positive regulation of tyrosine phosphorylation of STAT protein; positive regulation of B cell proliferation. Gene Ontology annotation, molecular function: cytokine activity.